Nilaparvata lugens (brown planthopper) is the source of this 648-nucleotide messenger RNA. RefSeq lists its product as uncharacterized. The record is from RefSeq and is a predicted model, not a curated record. NCBI's taxonomy places the organism in Eukaryota, Metazoa, Arthropoda, Insecta, Hemiptera, Delphacidae. The coding region runs from base 33 to 482 and encodes 149 amino acids. The transcript is spliced from 2 exons.
AGUUGGCAGCGCACUAGCGCUCCUCAGUUUUCAUGGCUCAUUACGCCUCUAACCGGCAACCAGUCAACACAAGUCUCUCAACUCCGUGUAGUUUUGCGCGAUACAAUAUGCGUCCGGCUGCCACGAAAUCAAACCAGGGAGAGGGCAUCACUCUGGAAGAGGCCCGCCAAGGUGAUGGAGCCAUGGUGAUCGCGAUCGAAAACCAACAACAAGAAGCUGAUUUAGUUAUGGAACAGUUCGAUGAAAUCGUUUUUGGUGGAUGCGACGAUCAAGCACGAUCCGCUCCAGGAGCAGAAAUUGUUCGUCCAUUGAACUACGCCGCAGGACAUCCAAUGCAGGAUAGGCCUUUCUGGAUGCGCCAUCUAAACUUUACUUGUGAUCGUUACUUGUUUGUGAUCGUCAUCUUGAUAAUCUACCUGAUCGUCGUCAUCGUCGGCCUGGCCAUCGAUAUUUGGGACAAAAGUGACUUGUCCGCUUCCUAGAUCUGCGGCUGCCGACACUACUUAUGAAAUGCAGCAGACCAUUAUAAUGAUGUUACACCAUCCUUCACUAUAUUAACAACCGAACUAAUAAACUAAUUAACAACCGGUCACUAAUAUCAAAAACUGAAACUUGUUCUGUAUUUCAAUAAAUUUAGUUUGGACGAUA